Molecule: messenger RNA, 4399 nt
Organism: Verruconis gallopava
Lineage: Eukaryota; Fungi; Ascomycota; Dothideomycetes; Venturiales; Sympoventuriaceae
Exons: 2
Coding region: 365-3691 (1108 amino acids)
Biological process (GO): positive regulation of phosphatidylinositol biosynthetic process; protein localization to vacuolar membrane; vacuole inheritance
Cellular component (GO): PAS complex; fungal-type vacuole membrane
Source: RefSeq, a predicted model, not a curated record
ACACGACACAAACCGCCUUUGCCCCCGUUCCCAUUCUUCCACGUUGGGCCGUCCACAAGUGCUUGUCACACAAUCCUCCUGUCCAACCACUUUCGGCCGCGUUGUACUCCUGCUGUGUAGCCUGUGCAUCUGGGCCACUUUCUCGUCUCCUCGACAUCCUCUCCUCCGUUCUACCUGCUGCCGUCGCUCUGUGUGCGCCGUGUUCAUCCGCGCCCGCAUCCGUUCCACUUGGCCACCUUUCUUCUGCAUGCUACAUGAGGGAACCCUGCCGAUGUAGUCCCUUGAACCGACGUGCCCGCUCGGCUUGCCUGGAAAGCUUUUUACGGUGGGAAUUAAACCUCAGGCUAGUCUAGUCUUCAUCACCAUGACGGACCCAUUAAGCCGUGAUACCUCGCCGCUGACGUCCGCCGCUCACCUCUCCGGCACCUCUCACGGCUCUGGGACCGCUCCCGCGCGGACGUCACACUCAGCGAAUUGCACAGACCAAACUGCAAACAACGUCACCUCGUCCACCACCUCUCGAUGGACAAACGAGCGUACGACGACGCAAGCUCACCACUCCUCGUCCCGUGUCGCACCCAAUUCGAGAGCCUCAGGAAACGCCACCGGUGCUGUUAGCAACGGAUCCUCCCUCUCCCUGUCCGCCUCACGCUCCCCGUCCACGGCCGCCUCGCCGCAUUCGUCGCGCGACUCCUCUCCCGCCGGUCGUGUGUUCAGACAGCAGAGCUUGUCUGGUGCGACGGUGCAGAACGGCAUGCGUAGUCGGAAGAACAGUCACGACGCCAGCCCUCAUAGACCGCCAAGCGUGACCGGCCAUACGUCAAGCGUCCCUUCUGCUGCCGCCAUCCAGCGUGCCCUGUCGGCUGCGACUGCUCCUCAGCUGCAGCCCACUCCCGCCGCAGAGCCUGUCUCCAGAGUGCCCAGGCCGAGCAAAGGGACGACCAACAACUGCGCGGCCGGCGAAGGCAACACGACCUCGUGGCCCAUCAGCCCCCGAUUGAAGUCGCCACCGCCCUCGGGCAGCAGGAGGAACUCAUUGAAAAAUCAAAAGAACCCAGAUGCUGUCCCACCCCACAUCAUUGUUCAGAACGCUACUCCGACGUCAUCUACCGAUGCCCUCCCGCUAAUUGACACCGAGAUCACACAGCAGCCCGAGUCAACAAGACAACUUGCUCCGCUUGGAAAGUCGUCCAGCAGAGGUGCUAGUGGUGCACCGACUCUGGAGACGGUGCAAGAGACCAGCGGGCCCAACACGCCGGGCAACGAGCUCAAUACAUUGUCAGUUAACGACGCCAACCAGAGAUUCUUCGACGGACCAGACGAAGAUCUUAAACCGGCAUCAGGCUCGACGACACCACGCCGGUCGAUGGCCGCCGCAGCGAGCAAAAUGCAUGCACAGAAUUCGGACAGCGAUACUUCCAAGAAGGGUGAGGGCAAGAAGGAGCACGACAACGACCCCGAAAAGACCCCGCGCCCAAAGGCACCGUCAUCGCGAACAUCGUUCAGCAGUCUACGCCAAAAGACCGGCACCGAGCCCGUGACCCGAAGCAUGACCGUGGAGACAGAGAUUGUCAAUUCGGUCGCACAAAACGCCAUCGGCGCUCCAUCGGACCGUUCCUCAUCCAGGGCCGAGCGUGGUGGCCCAUUGCGCCCCAAAGCAAGUUCGGACACGAUAAAGCCAAAUAAAACCAAGAAAAAGACAUCCCGAAAGACGCCGUCGGUGAACCCAACAGCUGGUAUGUAUGAUCAACAUUUCUUUUCACCCCCUGAUUCAGUCAUUCUCCCCCUCAGCUCGCCAAAGAGGCGACGACGACGACCCAAGCAGCCUCAUCUUCCCAGCCGCGCAAAUCCAACACAGGUGUUACGUGCGCAGCCUUCCCUUUCAGAUAUGUUUUCUUCCUAUGUAAGCUUGGAUACAAACGCUCUUUCUUGCGCGCAAUCGGACUCCGAUAGCACCGUAGUGUCGGAGCAACCAAGCACUUUUCAACUUUUGCGUCAGCGCUCUUCGCAAUGGCUCGCUGCUAUUUACGCUACGACAACGACACCAGCAAAGACUGACUCGCGAUCUCGCAAAGGCACGACGCGCGCCGACAUAUUCGAAGACCGCGUCAAGAAUGAAAUGGACGAAGCCACGUCGGACGAUUCGGAAGAAACAUUUGUAUACGAGUCCAACCCAGCAGAGCCGCCGAUCAGACGCAGCCGACAUCACUCGCGUACACCAAGCGGCGCGUCCCUGACGUCGAUGGGAGCCCCAAGGGAUGCGCGACAGAACCAGGGCUUGCUUAGCACUCAAAAAACACGGAGCAUGAAGUUUGCAAACGCGUACAACUCUGCGGAUGACGACGCUGUGGAUAGACCGGAUGGCACCGUAAGAGCGGGCACUGGACGAGGUGGAGGAAGCAUAGUCAAGCAUCAUCACACAGGUCGCCCCAGCCGGAGCACGACAGGCCAUCCGUCGAUAUUGGACGAUGAUUCUCCGUUUCCACAGCUGAACAAGGUUCGAUCCUUGACCGGUUUGCCCGGACGACAAACGCAAAAUGCCAGGAUAGCGGCUAGAAAUCUGCAAGCCAGCAAUGGGCACGCCAAUGGUAACGGCAACGGAAAUGCGAGGAAAGACAGUGGCUUCAUGUCCUCGUACGAUCUCGAUGCCGAAGGCGGCGAUGACGAACGAACUCCUCUCAUCAGCAGCAUGGGAACGAUGCGCACUACACGCAGCGCUCGUCGACCUCCUACUCGAGGGUCUCGUGGGGAGAGAUACACGAGGAGAAGACAGGGCAUUCUUUCACGCUUUGCUGGGUGUAUCGCCAUCAUUGCGAUGCUCUUUUUGCUUGUGUUCGGCAUCGUCGGUUUCCUGUUCGUCAUCACAACGCCGCUGACGCAUGUCGAACUAUACGAGAUACAGUCCGUGCUUGCAAGCGAGACGGAGAUCAUGUUCGACCUGAAGAUCGGGGCGAUCAACCCGAAUAUGCUACCUAUUACCGUCUCCGAUGUGGACUUGAAUGUAUUCGCAAAAAGCAAGUAUGUCGGCACGGAGAAAUGGUGGAGGGAGCACCCGGGCGGUGACUGGGCGGACGAGCCGUUACCACCGAGGAAACUGGCCCCCACGGAUACGGCUGAAGAAGGAAAGUUAAGUUCUCCCGCCCUGGAUGCUCAGGAAAACUUCUUGCCCUCGAUACCGGGCAGCUUCCCUGACGACUCGGAUGGCUCCGAUUCCAAGCAGACCAUGCUUCUGGGUCGCAUCUACCACUUUGACAGUACGAUUACUUUCGAACCCAGCUUCUGGAAGCGGCAUGUACAUAACGCUACCGGUGCCCUGCGUCUGCGCAAUCCCGGAAACCACACCGAGUUGGGAGGGUCCGAACGGUGGGAAAGGGUACUUCUGCACGAGUUUGAACUGAUUGUCCGUGGUACGCUGAAAUAUUCCAUACCGCUGGGUGGCAAAGCUUAUGCUGCAAACGUUGGAAACAGGGUCGUAGUCGAUCCGCAGAAGGAUGACGGUCCUGGUCCCGGCGAAGGGAGUGAUCCAGAGGACGACGAUGAUAGAGAAGAAAUGCACGAAGACCCCAAUUCCAUUGGGAUCUCUCGAAUAUCAAACGGGUGGAAAAUCACGGUCCAUCCUCUCGAAGACGAACUAUCGACGCACGAACGCCUAAAGAGGAGGGUUUGGGCUCGAUUGCUGAGACAAUUAUAAUCCUCGCCAGUCUUGUUAUUUUCCUAUGUUUUAAGAACCACCAACUUUUUUUUUUACGACCUAUAGACAGUUUCAUCACGCUCCACAGCGCACGAAGCAUUUCCCGGCAGGUUGGGGCUUGACCGCUACCACGCGAACACUUGCCGCUUUACCACUGACGACGGACGAAUUUCCUUGUGUAAAUUUCUUGAACAUUCCAACUGUUUGGGGGAAAAUCGAGAAAAAAAUAUGGCUAUACCCGGUCCUGCCUACGCAUCAGGCAGUUGAUCACCUUACUCAGGCGAGAGAAAGCGAAGCUUGUCACUAUUACAUUGUUCUUUUUUUCUAAUCACCUGGCAUUUUUCAAACAGCGCAGAGCACCUAUGUAGCCUUGUGGAAAUGCAGAGGCAUCAUCCCCUUUUUUUUUAGCUUGCAAUUGUUCGUAGCGUUCGAGCGAGAAUUUGUAAUAUUUUUAUUUUCUUUCAAAAAAAUUUUUUUUGGUGAUGUUGGCCAUGUUCCCCGAGUGAAGGAGAGUGGCAAGAGAAAGAUUUGCAGCUAUGCAAGUGUGAACGGAGCGUGACAAAACAUGUCAGCUGGGAGAAAGACAGUGUAGAGGGGAGUUUGACGGAGGGUAUGACAACUCUUGUCUAGUGGCAGGCUGCGCGCCUACGUUCCACUAGUGUUUGUAUCAAGCAAUCGAAAAGCCAUUUGGGUCCGCUAGCUUUCUCG